Messenger RNA from Triticum turgidum subsp. durum (durum wheat), 528 nucleotides. The record is from the annotation of a GenBank genome assembly. Lineage: Eukaryota; Viridiplantae; Streptophyta; Magnoliopsida; Poales; Poaceae.
AUGGACGGCAGACCCGCGACGGCGGAUGACGUGGUGGAGGCGAUGCGGGAGUUCGUCUGGUUUCCGCCGCCGCGCCCCGCCUCCGAGUUCUUCUCCCGCUUCAGCGCCCCGCGGUCUUGCUCCAAGUGGAUCAGCCGCCUCGAGUGCAACCUCUACUACUAUGGGACCAACUACUUCAUCUUGAUCCUAUUGAUAGGGAUGAGCUUCCUUCAGAAACCAGUUGCUAUACUUACAGCUUUUGCAACUGGCCUCAGCAUUGCAUUUUUCAGUGACAGCUCUGUCCGUCAUGGCCGACCAAGUAUGAAAGGAUCAACUCAUAUUUGUGGCCGACCUCUGUCUAUGUGGGUCUUUGCCCUGUUCCUUUUUGAAGUUAGCUGCAUUUUCUGGGCGAGCUCCUGCAAUUUCCUGAUAGUUCCGUGGGAACUAUACGUUGGUCUACUCGUAACCUUGAUUCAUGCCAGCUUCAGAGAACGUAAUCUGAAAGGCCGUCUCAACAGAUUCAGGAAGGAAUUUCGAGAAGCAUGGUGA